This is a messenger RNA of Cherax quadricarinatus, 1243 nucleotides long. It is a transcript of the gene Dcps, whose product is annotated as Decapping enzyme, scavenger. Gene Ontology annotation, biological process: deadenylation-dependent decapping of nuclear-transcribed mRNA. Gene Ontology annotation, molecular function: hydrolase activity; RNA 7-methylguanosine cap binding. NCBI's taxonomy places the organism in Eukaryota, Metazoa, Arthropoda, Malacostraca, Decapoda, Parastacidae. The record is from RefSeq and is a predicted model, not a curated record. Gene Ontology annotation, cellular component: nucleus; P-body.
GUUCAAUAAAGCGGCAACUCUGGUGGCCCUGAGUAACCCCAGCCACAACAACAACACCGGCUCUUACAAACAAAGAAAUAUGGCAGAAGCAGCAGCUAAAGGAGACCCCUCACCACCAACAAAGAAAAUGCGAACAGAUGACUCCAGUAAUGCAGUAGACAGUACCACUGACAAGAGUUGCGAGCAGGUAGAGGCCACCAGUGGAGAGGAUGAGCUCUUCUCCUCUUUUGAAGAGUUUGAGAUUAUUCGUAUCCUGAAUAACAGUGAAGAGCACAAGAUGUUGGCUGUAGAAGGGCGUCUUCAAGGCAGACCAGGUACUGCUGUUGUCGUGCUUCAGAAACUUCCUUUCAAUGCAGACAAAAUUGAAGAGAUCUUCUCUAGAUCUACUAAUUUAUUGGAAAUAUUCCACAAUGAUAUUUAUUACAACAAGACAGCAUUGUUGCCAUCUGAACUCAAUGAUGUCAGAGCCAACAUUAUCUACCCUGCAGAAGAGAAGCACAUUCUUCGCUUUGAGAGACAGUCAUGCUCAUUUGUGGAUGAGACUCCACAGUUGUACAAGGAGAUUACUAAACCUUUCAUAGACUCAUCAUCUUUCAGUAAAGAGUGGAUAUACAAUAUCCUUGAACAUAAAAAGGAAGCAGACCGCAUCAUUUUUGAGGAUCCAGAUGCUGAAACAGGCUUCAUACUUGUACCAGAUUUGAAGUGGACUGGGGAACAAUUGGAAGACCUUUACCUCCAGGGUAUUGUGUGUCGUCGAGACAUAACAAGCUUACGUGACUUGCGAGGAUGUCACAUUCCCCUGCUCAAAAAUAUGCAUGAUAAAGGCAGGGCAGCAAUCAAGGAGAAGUAUGGUGUUCCAGCUCACAAGCUGCGUGUGUAUCUGCAUUACCAACCUUCAUUCUAUCACCUUCAUGUUCACUAUACAGCCAUCUCAUUUGAAGCUCCAGGAACAUGGGCAGGCAAGGCUCACCUCUUGUCCACUGUCAUUAGCAACCUGGAGAUCUGUGGGCAAUAUUAUGAGAAAGCUGUGUUACCUUUCACUGUGAAAGACAACCACCCAUUAAGAAGCAAAUUUGAAGAGAAAGGUUAUUUCUCUUCAUAAAUCAUUACAUGAGCACAUUCAUUUAAGCUAUAUUUUUAUAUUAUUUUAGUAAGAGAAAAGCAUAAGGUCUUAGAAGAUUUUGGUAAUUUUUCCAGUAAAUAAUGCUGUCUAUUGAAGUUCAUGUGAAAUUUAUAAUUUUUU